AGCCCAAAUGAAGUAGAUGAAAAAAGUGGAGAAAUUCCACCGCUGUCGUUCUCACGAGAGUAGGGUUUAAGAGCAAAAAAAGCACCCUCAAAUAAGAAAUUUGACUAAGUUGAGAAGGGGGAUUUGGAGAAAAACAAAAUGCCACUUUAUGAUUGCAUGCUUCUGUUGAAACCCAAUGUGAGCAGAGAGGCCAUGAUUGAUCUUCUUGCACGCGUAGGAAAGCACAUCUACAGAAGAAAUGGAGUGGUGACUGAAAUGAGGUCCUUUGGAGAGGUUCAUUUGGGUUAUGGCAUAAAGAAACUUGACGGACGAUACUAUCAAGGUCAACUAAUGCAGAUGACGACAAUGGCCCCACCAAGUCUCAACAGCGAGCUGCACUACCUAAAUAAGGAGGACCGUUUACUGCGCUGGAUCUUGGUAAAACACCGUGACAUAAAAUUGGUAGAGAAUAAUGAUGCUGAAAGUGAGAUGAGGAGUUUGAGAAGCAAUUUGUUUAACGAUGAUGCUAGCACUGAGGAGGAGGAUGAGGAUUCUGAUGAGGACCAAUCUGAAAUAAUGCAUCAUCAAGAAUGAUAAAAAGGGUAAAGCAUGUCUUUUCUUAAUGUUGCCAUUUCAGGUAAAUCUAAAUUUGAAUGUGAGAAUGAAUUGGGUGAAACAAUAUGUGAUUCGGGUUCGGCUAGAUAGAAACUAGAAACCCGUUCUCUAUAUAAAGAUCGUAAUUUUCUAAGAGAUAAAAUUAUGGUAUGGCAAUUAUCUAUUCUUGUUCUUGCCUUUGCUGACAUUUGUAACUUUGUUAUAUCAAAUGAUUGUUAUCUUGUUUUUCGCGUGUGUUUUUUGCUGUUCUCUUCCUUGUCUUUUUUUCUGUGUGCCAUUAGAGCUCAUGAGUCGAUUGUUGGUUUAAGGUUGUUAUGUAGUAGUUGAAGAAAAUGUAGAGAGGAAUAAUCAUACAUGUUUGACAUGUCAAAGCCCUUGUGUUAUUAUUACCUUGUUUGGUUAAUCUGAUAAUGGGAGUCACAUGAGGG
This is a messenger RNA of Striga asiatica, 1022 nucleotides long. The record is from the annotation of a GenBank genome assembly. Lineage: Eukaryota; Viridiplantae; Streptophyta; Magnoliopsida; Lamiales; Orobanchaceae.